This is a messenger RNA of Toxoplasma gondii ME49, 4726 nucleotides long. RefSeq names its product ribonucleoside-diphosphate reductase large chain. Gene Ontology annotation, cellular component: ribonucleoside-diphosphate reductase complex. The transcript has 8 exons. Gene Ontology annotation, molecular function: ATP binding; ribonucleoside-diphosphate reductase activity, thioredoxin disulfide as acceptor. Gene Ontology annotation, biological process: DNA replication; deoxyribonucleotide biosynthetic process. The record is from RefSeq and is a predicted model, not a curated record. NCBI's taxonomy places the organism in Eukaryota, Apicomplexa, Conoidasida, Eucoccidiorida, Sarcocystidae. The coding region runs from base 1087 to 3720 and encodes 877 amino acids.
CCGUUUCUGGGUCGUUUUUUGUCUUGGCGGUUCUCUUCGUGUGACGCGUGGCGCAGAGUUUGUCCGUUUCCGUUUGUCAAAAUUUCCGUUUCCGCGUCCGCGGUGUGGGUUCGAGCACCGCUGACCAGCUUGCGUUUUCCACCGACGAAACUGACACAUGCGGUGAGCCUUGUUUCGUUCUUUGCGCGCCGAAGCGCUCGCUGCUGGUUUCCCGCGCCUGUCUGGAAGAAGACGCCGUUCUCUCUCUGUGGAUACCAGACGCCGUUAACGCUGCUGCCAGACAACUUGAAAGUGUUUUUCCGAGAGGGCUUUUCCGCAGUUCCAAAACAUUCCACCGUGUUUCUACCGUUUUGUCGGGCUUUUUCGCGUGCACGCAUUUCCGUGGGACAACCAUCGUGGCCCCUGCUCGUCUUCCACUCGCCACCGUAAAAGCUAGGUUUCCAUCGCACCGUCAGCCACCGUCGACCGUCCACCCGCCCUCCCCCCCUGGCGUGGCCCGUCUCGCGACUCACUUUCCUCGGAACCGAGUCGCGAUUGUGUGCAACGAAGAGCGAAUUUUCUCCAUUUCCAACAAAAAGUGUCUCAACGAAGCGGAGAAACAUCGCCACACUACUGUUCUCCGCCCCAUUCUUCCGCAUUUCCAACCUGUAUAAAGGUAUCCCCUUUUCUCUGUCGCGGAUGUGUGUGUGUUCUAGCCUCUGUGUAUCGGUAUGCGAUGUCCAAAAAGUAGCUGAGUGCGUUGGCGUCUGUGUGUGCGUUUCCUGUUGUCUCCUUUGUCCUCGGAGUCCCUCCUUUUGAUCGUUUCCAGAUUGUUUCCUCUUGGCGCUCGCCAGCCUCCGUUCUGUCGCAGACUCAAAACCGCCGUGUCCACCCGCUGUUGGCGGCUACACACCCGCCACCUUUGUCUUCUAUCGGUGUACACACCCCCCUCCCACACUUGCGUGCGUUGCAGAGAACGCAUUUUUUUCUUUUUCCCCGCUUCCCCGCGUUUCUCUCCUCAGUCCCCCUUUUCCCAGUGCCCCCGGAAGUCGCUCGUGUGCCCGUCUCAACUCUGGUGUGCCUGUCGCCUUCCCGCCGAGCAAAAAAAUGGAAAUCCCGGCGCCCUCGAGUCCGACCGCUCUCAAGGCGGCCGUACCCGUCUCGUCUCCGACCAUGGCUCUGCACACACACGGGUCUCUCAGCAGUUCUUUUUCAGAGGCCGUUUCGCCGUCCAAAAAGACAGGAUCUGCUGGCGCCUCUCCCGUCCACGGCGCAGGUCGUGGCAUGUACGUCGUCAACCGCCGCGGCGAAGAGGAGCCUGUUUCCUUCGACCAGAUUCUGAAGAGAAUAGAGAAGCUCUCUUUCGGCCUCCACCCUCUCGUCGACCCCGCUCGCGUUGCACAGGCCGUUAUCAACGGCAUGUACGCGGGGAUUCGAACAAGCGAGUUGGAUGACCUGGCUGCACAGACCAGCGCUUACAUGGCCGCUUCUCACCCUGACUUCUCCAGACUGGCUGCUCGGAUCGCCAUCGACAACCUCCACAAAAACACAACAGACAACUUCUUGACUGUCAUCGAUCAGCUGCAUGGCUACGUCGACAAACUGGGGCGCGAGGCGAAGCUCGUCAGCACUGAGGUGUACGAAUUCGUGAGGGAAAAUGAGCAGGCGCUGAACGAGGCUCUGAACUACUCCAGAGAUUUCGACUACGACUAUUUUGGAUUCAAGACACUGGAACGGUCGUACCUCCUGAAGAUCCACGACCGGAUUGUCGAGCGUCCCCAGCACAUGCUCAUGAGAGUCGCAUGCGGCAUUCAUUGUGGGGAUGUGGAGAAAGCAAUCGAAACCUACGAACUGAUGAGUCAGAAGUUCUUCACGCAUGCAACGCCGACCCUGUUCAACGCCGGCACCCCCCGCCCACAGAUGAGCAGCUGUUUUCUGCUGACGAUGCAAGAGGACUCGAUCGAUGGAAUUUUCAGCACACUGAAGCAAUGCGCGUUGAUUUCCAAGACAGCUGGGGGCCUCGGUCUCGCCGUGACAGACAUUCGAGCCACAAACAGCUACAUCCGAGGAACGAAUGGCUACUCGAAUGGCCUUCUGCCGAUGCUCAGAGUCUUCAACGACGCCGCGCGCUACGUCGACCAGGGCGGCGGCAAACGCAAAGGCAGCCUCGCCAUUUACUUGGAACCUUGGCACUUUGAUGUUUUUGAUUUCCUCGACAUCAAGAAGAACCAUGGCAAGGAAGAGCGACGGGCGCGCGACCUCUUCUGCGCCCUCUGGAUCCCAGAUCUCUUCAUGGAACGUGUGAACGACAACGCGGGGUGGACGCUGAUGUGCCCUAACGAAUGCCCCGGUUUGACGGAGGUGUGGGGCGACGAAUUCAAAGAGUUGUACGAGCGCUACGAACGCGAAGGUCGAGGCCGGAAGACGAUUCCAGCUCAGCAUCUUUGGUUUGCGAUUCUCCAGGCGCAGAUCGAGACGGGGACGCCGUACAUGCUGUACAAAGACGCAUGCAAUCGGAAGAGCAACCAGAAGAACUUGGGAACGAUCAAGUGCAGCAACUUGUGCACAGAAGUCGUCGAAUAUACGAGCAAAGACGAGGUGGCUGUCUGCAACUUGGCCUCCGUCUCGCUGCCCAAGUUCGUGGACCGCGAGAGCCGAACUUUCGACUACGAACACUUGAAGCGAAUCGUCAAAGUCAUGACGAGAAACUUGAACCGCGUGAUCGAUCGAAACUACUACCCAGUCCCAGAAGCGAAGAAGAGCAACUUGCGGCACCGACCUGUCGGUUUGGGAGUCCAAGGUCUCGCAGACGCCUUCAUGCUUCUUCGCUAUCCGUUCGACAGCCCCGAAGCUCGCGUCUUGAACAGAAACAUCUUCGAGUGUAUCUACUUUGCCGCUCUCGAGGCCAGCUGCGAACUCGCCGCCGAAGAAGGCCCCUACGCGACUUACGAGGGAUCGCCGGUGUCUCAGGGCAUUCUCCAGUUCGACAUGUGGGGUGUGACUCCGUCGAGCGGUUUGUGUGACUGGGAUGGUCUGAGAGAGAAGAUCAAGGCACACGGAGUGAGAAACUCGCUCCUCGUGUCUCCGAUGCCUACGGCCAGUACCUCUCAGAUUCUGGGGAACAACGAGGCGUUUGAGCCGUACACUUCCAACAUUUACUACCGCCGAGUGUUGAGCGGAGAGUUUUUCGUAGUGAAUCCACACCUGCUGCGAGACUUGCUCGAGCGGGACCUGUGGUCUGAGGACGUCAAGCAGCAGCUGAUUGCGCACAACGGCAGUGUCCAGAACAUGGACGUCAUCCCAGACGACUUGAAGGCACUGUACAAGACCGUUUGGGAGAUCAAGCAGCGCGUCGUCCUCGACCUGGCGAUCGACCGGGCACCGUUCAUCGACCAGUCUCACUCGCUGAACAUCCACAUGGUCAAUCCAACCUACGCGAAGCUCUCCACUAUGCACUUUUACGGCUGGAGAGGCGGCCUGAAAACUGGGCUGUACUACCUCCGGACGCAGGCGGCAGCGGACGCGAUCAAGUUCACUGUCGACUCGCAACUCGCCAUGAGUGCGAAAGCGAAACUCAGCGGCGCCACUGUGGGAGCUCUCACGACGACCAGUUCCGGCGCCGACGAAGACAAGCGACAAGACGUCGCAGAGACGGAGAAAAUCGAGCCUGUAGCUCCCGUCUGCAGGUGGAGACGUACAGGCGCUUCUCCAGAUGAACCCUGUGAAAUGUGCUCAGGCUAAUCGCGUGCGUCAGCAUGCAACGUACAUAUACACAUAUAUAUACAUAUAUACAUAUAUAUAUAUAUAUAUAUUUAUUUAUUUAUAUAUUUAUUUAUUUAUAUUUACAUAUAAAAAUUUGAUAUAAACGAAAAUGCAUAUGCAUACACUUGUACACAGCCAAAUGUGUUUCCAUAUGUAUAAGUGUGUGAAGAGUGUACAGUUGUCUCGUAGAGGCGGACGGAUGGGGAUUCGAUCUUUUGGGCUGCUCAAGGUUGCAUGCGUCGCUUCUGAAAGCAGAGGGGGAAAAGAAGCACGGUGAGGAGAGUCCGAAACAUUCUGCGCGGGCGUUUCUACAACUUGGCACUCGCGAGAAAACAGUGUUUGUCAAAAACAGAAUUCUUGGGUCUUGUCUGAGUCGCGGAACCUUUUGUAUUUACUCGAACGUUUGUACGAGAGAGCCCUGAGUCCUCAAAUGUCGCUCCGGUGUGCCAUUUUCGUGGUUUUCGAGUUUCCACAAAUGCACAUGCGAUCGCAUUUUAUACAUGUCGCUCUGUGCAUUCACCUAUAUGGCUGUACAGAGAGAGGGAUGAUUUCCUUGCGCAGGACUCUGGGAUUUGUCGACUUGUUCGUUUCUUCACCUUUGGCAAGUUUUACGCCUUCCAAGAUCCGAUUCACUGUUUAAAAUGCGUUUUUUGUGUAAGGUGCACUUGUAUGCAAAGAAUCUUUCGCACUUGAGAAUGGGUCUUUUCUGGCCUUCGUUUGUAUCACAGUGACGCGACUCUUCUUCGCUGCAGCACUUUGUGGGGAGUCUUGCUUGUGCAGUUCUGUUUUGACAGGGAAAAGACCUUUGAACGUUUCGAGAAAGAGCGGAGAAUCUGGGGACUUGGCCGUCUCUCUAGCUCCGUUUGCUUGACUUUGUGUAACUGUCUGAUGCUCUCUUCGCGGCACCGUAUGCGCGCCUGUGCAUGCGAAGCGACUCUCACGGGCAGAACCGACAACGAAAAGGAACAUCCAUUGAGAAGAAAAA